AUGGCCAAGUCACUCCUGCUGCUGUGGCUGCUGCUGCUGCUGCCCAUACUCCGUGGCCCAGGUGCAGAAGCUGUAGGGACCACCUCCUCCCCGGCCUGUGCCCAGGGCCCCGAGUUUUGGUGCCAAAGCCUGGAGCAAGCCUUGCAGUGCAGAGCACUGGGGCACUGCCUGCAGGAGGUCUGGGGACACGCGAGAGCCGAUGACCUGUGCCAGGAGUGCAACGACAUCAUCCUCAUCCUCACCAAGAUGACCAAAGAGCCCGUGUUCCAGGGCGCGAUGCAGAAGCUCCUGGAGCGCCAGUGCCGAGCCCUGUCCCUGAAGCUGCUGGUGCCCCAGUGCCAACGCGUGCUCGUCGCCUACCUCCCGCUGGUCAUCGACUACUUCCAGAGCCAGAUCAACCCAAAGGCCGUCUGCAAGUACCUGGGCCUGUGCCAACCCGGGCACCCAGAGCCGGGGCAGGGGCCAGAGCUGUCGGAGCCCCUGCUGGACCACCUGGUCCUUCCUGUUCUGCCUGGGGCCCUCCAGACCCUGCCUCAGACACAGGAUCUCUCUGAGCAGCAGUUCCCUAUCCCCCUGCCCUUCUGCUGGUUCUGCAGGACUGUGAUAAAGCGGGUGCAAACUGUGAUUCCCAAGGGUUCACUGGCCCCGGUCGUGGCCCAGGUAUGCCAUGUGGUACCCCUGGUGGCUGGCGGCAUCUGCCAGUGCCUGGCUGAGCGCUACACUGUCAUCAUGUUGGACGUGCUGCUGGGCCGCAUGCUGCCCCACCUGGUCUGCGGCCUUGUCCUCCGGUGCUCCAGCGAGGAUGGCGUGGGCCUCGGUCUCUCCGCUCCGGGGCCCCUGCCAGGAGAGUGGCUACCGCAAGACCCCGAGUGCCGCCUCUGCGUGUCCGUGAUCACCCAGGCGGGGAACAGCAGCGAGCAGGCCGUGCCGCAGGCCAUGCGCCAGGCCUGCCUCCGCUUCUGGAUGGACAGGCAGAAGUGUGAGCAGUUUGUGGAACAACACUCGGUGCAGCUGCAGAGCCUGCUGUCCAGGGGCUGGGAUGCCCAUACCACCUGCCAGACCCUGGGGGCGUGCGCGACCAGGCUCAGUCCUCUCCAGUGUGUCCAGGACCCCCACUUCUGA
Molossus molossus (Pallas's mastiff bat) is the source of this 1122-nucleotide messenger RNA. RefSeq names its product surfactant protein B (gene SFTPB). The record is from RefSeq and is a predicted model, not a curated record. Gene Ontology annotation, cellular component: lysosome. Bases 1 to 1122 code for a protein of 373 amino acids. Gene Ontology annotation, biological process: sphingolipid metabolic process. The transcript is spliced from 10 exons. Lineage: Eukaryota; Metazoa; Chordata; Mammalia; Chiroptera; Molossidae.